CCUUCUGACGUCAUCACCGGGCGCCGCGGCUCCCACCUCCUUCCACUUCGCGGGAGAAGUUGUUGGCGCGAAUGGAUCCCGAGCCCCGGUAACGGAUUCCCCAGCCGACAGGCCUGCCCGCCCGCGCCUUAGUCCGUGGGCUGCGAUGCUGUCAUCGCUUAUCACCUGAUGUUAAUAAUCUUUAAAAAAACCACCUCUGUAUGAUUCUGCAUAAAGCAUGUAAAUUGAGAGUGAAGUGAUUAUGCAGCCAUCAAAACAGACCUUCAUGCUUGUGUGGCAAUAGAUACAGUGUGCAUGUGCAAACAGCCAUCACUAUUUGAAUGAAGAAUCAUUUGGUAAUUUUAAAAGUGAAACUCCGAUGUGAAACCUUCAUUUCCUCCAGAAGCAAUAAAGAUAUUCGGAAAUUCUUUGGGGUUAUACCAAGUGGAAAGAAACCUGUAAGUGAAGCAGUAAAGAAGAAUGAGAAAACAAAGUCCGCUGAAGAAACCUUAAAAGCAAAGAAAGGAAUAAAGGAAAUCAAGGUAAAUAGUUCUUGUAAAGAAGAUGACUCUAAACAGAAGCAACCAAACAAGAAAAAGAGGAUCAUCUAUGAUUCAGAUUCAGAAUCCGAGGAGACAGUGCAGGUAAAAAAUGCCAAAAAGCAACCAGAGAAAUUGCCAUUGUCUUCUAAACCUGGUAAAAUUCUACGCCAGGAUCCUGUUACAUACAUUUCAGAAACAGAUGAAGAAGAUGACUUCAUGUGUAAGAAGGCAGCCUCUAAAUCAAAAGAGAAUGGAGGAUCUGCAAAUAGUUAUCUUGGAGCAGCAAACAUGAAAAAGAUUGAAGAAAACACUAAGACCAAGAAUAAACCUUUAUCACCAAUAAAACUUACCCCCACGUCAGUGCUUGAUUAUUUUGGAACUGGAAGUGUCCAAAGAUCAGAUAAGAAGAUGGUAGCAAGCAAAAGAAAAGAGCCUUCACAAAAUGCAGAUGAUUCCAGAUUAAAUGAUGAAGUCAUCGCCAAGCAGUUGCAACUUGAUGAGGAUGCAGAGCUGGAGAGACAACUACAUGAAGAUGAAGAGUUUGCCAGAACGUUAGCCAUGUUGGAUGAAGAACCCAAGACCAAAAAGGCUCGGAAGGACCCAAGAGAGAGAGAAGCGUUUUCAUCUGUCCAAGGCAAUUUAAGUAAAGCAGAAAAACAUAAAUCUCCUCAUAAAGUAAAAACAGAACAAUUUUCAGAUGACAGAAAGAACUGCAGUCCCAAGAAGCAAACUAAAAUAGGAUCUCAGCAACAUUUGAAGUCAUCCCCUCACAAAAUAGGAGAAACUUCUCCAAAAACCAGUUCCAAGGUAGCCCUUUUGAAAAAAAAGGGAGAGAGUUCUUAUAAAGAAACAGAGCCUGUGUCUUCAAAAAGAAAAGAAAAUGCUGUUGAAUUAAAAGGACAGACAAAAACUCCUAAGAAACCCAAAAGUUCUCCAGCUAAAAAAGAGUCUGUAAGUCCUGAAGAUUCUGAGAAGAGACGCACUAAUUAUCAAGCUUAUCGAAGCUACUUAAAUAGAGAAGGCCCCAAAGCUCUGGGCUCCAAAGAAAUACCAAAGGGAGCUGAAAAUUGCUUGGAGGGCCUUACAUUUGUAAUCACAGGAGUGCUGGAGUCCAUUGAACGAGAUGAGGCCAAGUCUCUAAUUGAGCGUUACGGGGGCAAAGUAACAGGAAAUGUCAGCAAGAAAACAAACUACCUUGUCAUGGGUCGUGAUAGUGGACAGUCCAAGAGUGAUAAGGCAGCAGCCUUGGGGACAAAUAUUAUUGAUGAAGAUGGCCUAUUGAAUCUGAUUCGAACUAUGCCAGGCAAGAAGUCUAAGUAUGAAAUAGCAGUUGAAGCUGAGAUGAAGAAAGAGAAGUCCAAAUUGGAAAGAACACCUCAAAAAAAAGACCAAGGAAAAAGAAAAAUUAGCCCAACUAAAAAAGAGUCAGAAUCUAAAAAAAGCAGACUGACUCCCAAAAAGGACAGCUCCAUAAAGUCAGUAAAAAAGGAAACCAGUAUGUUUUGGAGAUGCCUGGACUUCGAGGAGCAGGUGGCUGAGGAGACAAACGGUGACAGCCGGGCUAGGAAUUUGGCUGAUGACAGCAGUGAAAGCAAAGUGGAAAAUUUGCUCUGGGUGGAUAAAUAUAAGCCAACCUCGCUCAAGACCAUAAUUGGACAGCAAGGUGACCAGAGCUGUGCAAACAAACUCCUCCGCUGGCUCCAGAACUGGCACAAGAGUCCAUCCGAAGAUAAGAAACACGCAGCGAAGUUUGGUAAGUUUGCUGGCAAAGAUGAUGGCUCUAGUUUUAAAGCAGCGCUGCUCUCGGGCCCUCCAGGUGUUGGCAAGACAACCACAGCCUCUCUGGUUUGUCAGGAAUUGGGAUAUAGCUACGUGGAACUGAAUGCAAGUGACACUCGGAGUAAGAACAGUUUGAAGGAGGUUGUUGCUGAAUCACUGAAUAAUACCAGCAUCACAGGCUUUUAUUCAACUUCUCAGCAUCGGUCAGGCGGAGCAGCCCAUUCAGUAAGCACGAAACAUGCUCUCAUCAUGGAUGAAGUAGAUGGCAUGGCAGGCAAUGAGGACAGGGGAGGAAUUCAGGAAUUAAUUGGUCUGAUAAAACAUACAAAAAUUCCCAUUAUUUGUAUGUGCAAUGAUAGAAAUCAUCCCAAGAUUCGUUCUUUGGUUCAUUAUUGUUUUGAUCUUCGUUUUCAAAGACCUCGAGUUGAACAGAUUAAGGGUGCUAUGAUGUCUAUUGCAUUUAAAGAGGGUUUGAAGGUCCCCCCUCCAGCUAUGAAUGAAAUAAUUUUGGGAGCCAAUCAAGAUAUCAGACAGGUUUUACACAAUCUGAGUAUGUGGUGUGCACGAAGUAAGGCACUAACCUAUGACCAGGCCAAGGCUGAUUCUCAUAGAGCCAAGAAGGAUAUCAGACUGGGCCCAUUUGAUGUUGCCCGGAAGGUGUUUGCAGCUGGAGAGGAGACUGCUCAUAUGUCACUUGUGGACAAGUCCGAUCUGUUCUUUCAUGAUUACUCAAUAGCACCCCUCUUUGUCCAGGAGAACUACAUACACGUGAAGCCUGUAGCUGCAGGGGGUGACAUGAAAAAGCACCUGAUGCUUUUAAGCAGAGCAGCAGAUAGCAUAUGCGAUGGUGACCUAGUGGACCGUCAGAUCCGGAGUAAGCAAAACUGGAGUCUUCUGCCCGCACAGGCCAUUUAUGCCAGUGUUCUUCCUGGAGAGUUAAUGAGGGGGUACAUGACUCAGUUUCCUACCUUCCCAAGCUGGUUGGGGAAGCACUCAUCUACCGGCAAACAUGAUCGUAUUGUACAGGACCUAGCACUGCACAUGAGUCUUAGAACUUAUUCCAGCAAAAGGACUGUAAACAUGGAUUAUCUGUCCCAUGUAAGGGAUGCACUUGUACAGCCCUUGACCUCACAAGGGGUAGAAGGAGUACAGGACGUUAUUGCUCUUAUGGACACCUACUACUUGAUGAAAGAAGACUUUGAGAAUAUCAUGGAAAUUAGCAGCUGGGGAGGCAAAUCUAGUCCCUUCUCCAAGCUGGACCCCAAGGUGAAAGCAGCCUUCACAAGAACUUACAAUAAGGAAGUCCACCUUACUCCAUAUUCACUUCAGGCAGUAAAGACACCUAGACACAGCACAGGCCCAGCACUGGAUUCUGAAUACAAUGAAGAGUUAAAUGAAGAUGACUCUCAAUCUGAUGAGAAAGACCAAGACUCUGUGGAAACUGAUGCAAUGAUCAAGAAAAAGACAAAAUCUUCAAAGCCUUCAAAAUCAGAAAAAGAUAAGGAGUCCAGAAAAGGAAAAGGAAAAAGUUCAAAGAAAUGAAAUGAAACUGUUUUUCACUACUGACAGCCACUUUUUACUCACCCCGUUGACCCGUCUAGCUUGUCUAGAUAAUGCCUUGUUUUUUCCAAAGGAAUCAUAUUUUAGCAUAAUGGGGCAACUCAGUGGUCCCAUUAUAAAUAAACGGUGGUACAGCUAGAGGGAUGUAACCGGUAGGCUAACAUACACCUCUUAUAGAGGUUGAUAGGACUGCUUGGGUCCUCCACUGUCCCCUGUCAAUCUAAUUAGAUUGUGCUUCAUAUUGACUGUAUAAUCAGAAACUACAUGUGAGCUUUGGAGUCAGAUUUUAGUUAACAGUAUAUGCCUGGGAACAUUGGUACUAAGGCAACUUUUGUAGGCUUAAGAAUUUAUCCCAAUGGCCAUUAUAGGACCGAUGCCGAUUUUUUUAAAAAGGUAGUUACUAUUAUGUGGUGAAAUUUUGUAAAUAAAUCAUAAUACAAAACAGUCACCACCUAGAACUGGUGUUCUUUGUAUAUUGUCAAAUAUCUUACAAAAUAUAAAUCAGGAAUAAACAUGUUCCACAUGACACAUGUGCAAAUUCUUAAAAAUGUCAUCUUGUACAGUAAAAUAGUAUGUUGGUAUAUUACAUUCCUUAUUAGUUUGCAAAUGAUUGGGUAAAAAGCUAACUCUUCCUCACUAACCAGUUGUGUGAAGCAGAACUUUGGCCGUUAGACAGUCAGAACUCUCAUUCCCAACUUGAUUACCUCUAUGAGUGCCAGCCAUAUCUCUGUUGUGAACAGCAUGUCAUGGACAGGCCUCUGUGGCAUCACUGGGGGGGAUGGGCGGCUGUAAAAGGAUUGCCACAUUUUUAGCCUUCCAGAGUCUCAACUCAUCAGGUUCAAACCAGUAGGGUCUAGGUCAGGUCAGAAUCUUAGUCUCACUCUGACUUGGGACAAAAUGAAUGCUGGCUUUUGUUUGCCUCUGGGAGCUCUGGUUCUGCCCUGUGACUGAUUCCACAAACCAUACUGGAAUUUUAGAUUGUCCCUGUAACUGUACUUGCUGAGUAGCUCUGAGGCUGUGCAAGUAGCCUGGAAUUUAGCUGUCUAGCUGUUUUGAAAUUUUGUCAGGAAAUGUUCAGAGGUAUGUGCUAAAAGGAAUGUAAAAUUAGGAUACUAUUUCCUCCCUUUAAGUAAUUGACAGUAUUGUUUGGGAGGUGAGACAUGAAGUUCUUGAGACAUUUAAAGUGUACUUACCAGUGUGAAAAAUGUCUUUCAUGUAGACUAAGUUCAUUAUGGGAAUAAAAUGUUGCCUUCAGUCUUGCCCCUCUCUUUGUUAAAGCCCAGCUCGAAACUUCUGCUUCAGUGAAGAUCUCCUUGAUUGACGACUGCCUCACCUCACCAGUGGGGUGAGCAUGGCUUUCUUUCGCAUAUUCUUCUGUUUCUAUUGCUUUUUGAUAUGAAAGUCAUGUCUGCCUACUUGUUUUUUAUUCGCCAGGAAAGGGAGUGUAAUCUCCUUGCAGCCAGAACAAUGAAUAUGAGUUUACUUGUAAAUUAUGAUUUUGUUAAUAAUUCUAAAUACUCUGUGAUUGAUUGGCAUAAUCAAUGUAUAAGAUAAAUAACUUUUAGAGUUAGAGGUUAUAAAUACGCUCUUUAAAAUAGGAGGACAACAUGGAUCUGCUGGAGCUACGUGAUGGCCACGUAUCUUUGCAGAAUAAAACUGCAUACUUCUUUUGACAUCCAUUGUGUCUUGGCCAUUUUGGAAGCUGUUACAAACUACUGUGCUUUAUCCUUCAUCCUUUUAAGUUUUUGCGGUCCAUUAUUGCAGCAACAUUAUUUGGCCUCUUGAAGUUAUUAACAAGGAGCAGUGUUGUAUGUACUGGGAGGAGUAUCUUCCUAAAUAAGUUCUGGUGUAAUUAUGCUUAUUAGUGAAUGUUUAAAGCCCAUAACUCCCCAGAUAUGAUGUGCUUUACUCUCACAGAUCCUAAGUGCCUAUGGCUCUUAUUCCUAUAACUUUACAACAUCCCUCCAGUGAUAAUGGGAAAACAAGAGGAUGAUAGGUGGUUUAAUGAUAAUGACUUGUAUCACUUAGUAAAGCCAAGGCCUCUGGCCUAUUCUCUAGCCAGGCUUUGUGGGAGGAAGAUCAGAUCAUAAAGUUGGAGGCAUCAUGUAUGUGGAUACUUGGAUGUGAUAAAACAUUAUUGUCCCUUGGGUAUUACCAUAGGCUUGCAGGUACCUUUGUAAUACUCAGGAUGCUGGUGGCUAUGCUGUUAACAUUCAGAGUUAGGCUAUUUGCCUCAUUUCUGCCAGCUGCUCAGACUUUGGUGACAUUGGCUUUGGCUGACAAGGAAGCAUAUACUGAUGCAGGAAAAAUGGCGGUGUGUGUGAUAUGGGGAAGAUUCUGGAAAAUGUACAUCUUCAGGGGAAAUCAAAUGAUUUAAUUUUGUGAAAGGAAUUAACAACUCAGGAGAUAGCUUGUGGUUUAUAGUUUCAUUCUUUCAAAUUGGUGUUUUUAUUCUAAGACUGAUUGUGCUAAACUUCUCAUUUCAAACUUUUAAGUGUUAAUGUCUGUGCUGCCCAGACUUCACAAUGCUGUCUCCCUUUUUCUAUCUCCAAAUCCAGGAAAACAUUACAAAUAUCUAAUCAACAAUUUUAUUUUAAAGGAGAUAUUUCAAAAUAUAAAAGUUAUCAAAAAGUUGAAUAUUUACAGUUACAUCAUAGGCUACUGUAUAUGUAAGACUUUGAAGAGGAACUCUACAAAGUAUAACAAACAGCAAGGCUAUAUGUCACUGUUUUGCCACUCUACAAUGGCAACUGUACAAUGUCUGUGACCUGGAGAGUCUUUCUUUUUUCUGUAUCCAAAAGCCACCAGGAGUAGAAACUUGGCCUCCUGUGGAAUCUUUUCAGCAGGAACAUAUCUAGAAAAGAAAAAAAAACCCAAGCCCCACAUCUUUAGAAUGUUUAAGUAACUGGCAGGCACUAAUGAAGCCAAGCUAUACUAAAGAAGUUUUUGCUCAUUUCUGGAAUGUGGAGCAGGAUGACUAUUCAAGUUAGAAACCUCUGGUCUGUAAUCAGUAUUGAGUUUAAAUCUGAAAGUGUACAUGCGAACUGUUAAACUGUUAUAAAGUGAGGGUGAUGGUAAUAGCCACUUUCCUGGUAAGAAUGGGAAAUUGCAAGGUAAGUGCUCAGCAAUCUAUGAAGAUUUUCCUGAAACUGAAUGGUCAUUAAUGGUUCCUUCUCUAAAAGGAGUCAGUGAACAGUAGCCUCAGCUAAUAUUCAUUGUACAAUAAGACAUUUAUAGUGACUUUUUAUAGUCACAAUUGUAGCAUAAUCAUAACUUCCAUAUAGGAACCAUGGGACUAAGCCUCUACUUUAACGCAGGGAUAGUGUGGAGAGAGUCUAUGUUAAAAACAUAAGAUCCUCCUUUGGUGGAAUUGCAGAGUAUCCUCCUGCAGAUAAUAGUUACAAACUCAGGACAAAAUAUAACUACUCAAAGGCAUUGGAAGAGCAACCAAAAGCUGGUAGAGAUUGGAAAGGUGUAAACUCUUGAAAAAAGAGAAGUCCACUGGGUAAGAUUCAUCUUCAUAUGUGUUUGCACCUGAGGGUAAGUCCAUGAGGACCGUGAAGUCAUAGUCUUACUAGCUCAGAGAGAGAAUAGAGUUUGGGCUUGCCAGAACUACUGAAAUGAUAGGGAUAAUAUCCCGAAAAUCUGCAUAUAAACUCCAUGUAAACCCUUGAACUUCACAGGCUUAGAAGAGACUUUUAUGCUGGACUAGAAGAAGCACAGUUCCACGUUUAAGGGAAUGCCAUGUGUUAGAAAACUGAGGGCUGCUUCUAGGAUCUGAGGGCCCCGGUACUCUCACGGUAAGAAUGGAAUUCACCAACAGGCUGGACAAGAGUCUCACAUUAGAUUGCAGCUCCAACCAACUUGGAGCCUUUUGAGAUCCUGAACAGAAGACUCUGCUAAGCCGUGCCUAUAUUACUGAUCCACAGAAAUUGUGAGGUAGAUAGGUUCUGGUUCAAGAUGGCAAUGUAGGAAGAUCCUGAACUACCUCUUCCUAUGGACGCAGUGCAUCUACAGCUACAUAUGGAACAAGUCCCUCUGAAAGAGAUCCAGAAACUAGCUGAGCAACUGCUGCAUAUCAGGUGAAAAAGAAAAAACCCACAUCAAAAACAGGUAGGAGAGGGUGAGAAAAUUUUGCCAUAUACUCUCCCCCCCCCCCCAAUGAAGACACACAACCAGGAGGGAAUUCAACAACUCCUAGCUUUCUCCCUGAGGAGUGAAGGUUUUGGACCCCCCAUUUCAUGCCCUGACUUUUAAGACUUCCACCUGAGAGAUGGGCCUCCAAAACCUCUAGCUUUAAAAGGCAACGGGCCUUGUAUCCAUGAGAACUAAAAGGAAACAGUUCAAAAUGAGAUCACAUGGACCCACAGUGGCUAAUCCCCCAGGGCCCAGCUCAGAGGUAGCAGACUGAAGUGCACCCAGUCUAUGUGAAAAAGGCCUAUUAAAAGCUUUGGCUUGAGGGGCAGGCUUCUAAUUUAACACAUACUUAGGGGCCAGCUGCAACACUCUGCUGAGACUGCAGGGCUAGCAGGCACCAUCUUUGUGUUCUUUCUCUGCCUUGUGCCAGGUGGCUCUCUCAAAAAGGAGCUUGUGCACAAGUCUGGCACUCCAGUUUCUGCUGCCACCCAGGGGACACCCCUUAAUCACCUAACUCUGGUGGCCAUCAGGGUUUUACGUUUGCAAGUCCCAACUGGACUGUCACAGAAACCAUUCUUAACCAGCUAGUCUUCCAGGCCAUAAUGCAGAGGCAGCAGACAGAAAUGGCCGGUCUUUAUGAAAGAGGCUUAUUUGCUUAAUUUAAUAACUGUGGCCUGAAGGUUCACCUUCCAAUCAGCCUGCAUCUAGGUGCUGACUGAGAUUCCCCCUUCAGGAUACUGACAGGUCUUGGGAGCAACUAAGAAGGAAGAACCAGGGUAGUGUUGAAUGGUUAGGCUCAUUUCCCACAUGCGGCCACUCCUUCAAGACUGGGAGAGGUGGCUGUCUUAGCUAAUGUGUAGAAACCAACACAGAGUCAAUGAAAAUGAGGAAACAGAGGAAUAUGUUCCAAACAAACAGGUAAAACCUCAGAAAAAGACCGUAAUGAAAUGGAGGUAAGUGAUUUACAUGAUAAAGAGUUUACAGUAAUGGUCAUAAAAACAAUUCAUUAACAAAGUGAAGAAAGUACUAAACAAAUCACAGACUUGAAGAAUACAACCACUGAACUGGAUAAUACAAUAAAAAGUCUCAAUAGCAGAAUAAAUGAACAGAAAGGAUCAAUGAAACUGAAGACAGGUCCAUGGAACUCAGCUAAUCGGCACAGCAAAAAGAUAAAAGCAUGAAAAAAAGUGAUUACAGUUUAAGGGAUUUAUGGGAUAACAUCAACCAAUAUUCACAUUAUAAGGGUCCUAAAAGAGAGGAGUGAGUCUGAAAAUUUCCCUAACUUGGGGAAACAGACAUCCAGAUCCAGGAAACUCAGAGUUCCAAGCAAGAUGAACCCAAAGAGACCCACACCAAGACACAUUAUAAUUAAAUUGCCAAAAGCGAAAGGAGAGAAGCAACUUGUUACAUACAAGGGAACCCCUGUAAGACCAUCAGCAACUUUUUCAGUAGAAACCUUUGCAGAUGAGAAGACAGUGGCGUGACAUAAACUGCUGUGAAAGAAAAAUGCUAACCAAGAAUAUUCUACCUGGCAGUGUUGUCCUUCGGAACUGAAAGACAGUUUUCCAGACAAGGAAGACCUAAGAAGUUCAUCACCGCUAGACCAGCCUUAGGAAAUGUUAAAGGUGCUUCUUUAAGCUGGAAGUGCUGGUUAAUAAGAGGAAAACAUAUGAAAGUAUAAAUCUGAAUGCUUAAAGGUUAAUAUAUAACUUCAGAAUAAUCUUGUUGUAAUGGUGGUGGGUUAAUCACUUACAAAAGUAAUAAAAAUAACCAUCAUGACAGUAAUGGACACCCAAGAUGCAGAGAUACAAACUAUGACAGUAAAAACAAUGGGGAGUAAAAAUGUAGAGCCUCAAAAAAAAAAAAAAAAAAAAUGUAGAGCCUCAGAACUUACCAACUUAAAA
Mirounga angustirostris (Northern elephant seal) is the source of this 9901-nucleotide messenger RNA. It is a transcript of the gene RFC1, whose product is annotated as replication factor C subunit 1. Gene Ontology annotation, cellular component: DNA replication factor C complex; nucleus. NCBI's taxonomy places the organism in Eukaryota, Metazoa, Chordata, Mammalia, Carnivora, Phocidae. Bases 321 to 3842 code for a protein of 1173 amino acids. Gene Ontology annotation, biological process: DNA repair; DNA replication. Gene Ontology annotation, molecular function: ATP hydrolysis activity; ATP binding; DNA binding. The record is from RefSeq and is a predicted model, not a curated record. The transcript has 27 exons.